CCAUGGAUCCCGCCAUCGACGAACGCUGGCCGACCGCCCGCUCGUGCUGCCGACCACCCGGGUCUACAACAUCUCUCCCUCCUCGUCCAUGCUUCCAAGGCCACACCAUCUCAUCGAAUUAAUCCCAGAACACUCCGAUUGGCAUGGGCCCGGAUAAUCCAAAACCAUCCCGCUCGCGAUUCGGACAAGGGGCUAGCGUGCAACUACGCCGAGUCCUCGCAGCCCACCUGGGUCCAGCGGAUUGAGAAAAUCGAAAAGGCCAACGAGUCUCCCGCUAUACUCACUUCAGUCCAGGGAGCUUCACCGAGCGCCCCAGUCUCGAUUGCGGCAUCGCAGCCUGUUGACCAACACCCUCAGGGAUCGCGCGAUCCAUCUCCCCGCGAACUCCUUGCAGUGAAUAGCAUUCAAUCAUCAUUGCCAUCGCUUGAGUGGUACGACUCAUGGAGUUGUCGGUAUGACAUUCUGCUAACACAGAACAGGCUGACUGCUCGACAUCUGCCCAGUUCGUGGAAAAUCGGGCUUUUGGUGGAGGAAUAUUUCAAUAAUAUUCAUCCUCUACGCUGCUUUGCUUUCAUUCAUAAACCAUCCUUCCUCCAGCGCUUAGACGGGGAGCUCUCCAUCAAAUAUCAGACCCACGCCUUGUUGCACAUUAUCUGUGCCCUAGGUGCUCAGUUCUAUGCACUUGCCUACAGUGAAACGGUGGCCCGUCUCCCGUCAAAGUUUGUCUUGCUCGCAGGGGGCGAAUGGGCCAAGAUCUCGCAGCGACUGAUCCUUGAGGCUAUAGACACAGUCACCAUCGAGAACCUCAUGGCUGCGGUUCUGCUUCAUGACUAUGCAGUCCGCAUGGGCAACUUUGCCAACGCAUUCAUGCUGAGUGGACUCAUCACUCGCAUGACGCAGGCCCUUCAAAUCAACUUGGAAUAUAAUACAGAUCUGCUCUGUCAAGAUGCUGAAACCGGUCCAUCUGCUACAGACAAAGAGUCUCGACGACGAUUGAUGUGGAGUUGCUACGUGAUGGACGCUCUCGUGGGGAGCGGGGUUGACCAGCUCACACUGGUAGAAGAACGAGAUAUGAAAAUCCAGCUGCCCUGCAACGAACGAAAUUUUCUCCAGCAACGGCCAUGCCUUACGGAAACAUUAGAGCCUGGAAAUUGGUUGAAAUUCAUUCCUGGGGAACUGGACACGGACACCAUUCUGCCUAACAUGGGCAUCAUGGCCUAUUUUAUUCGGCACAUAUCCAUUCGCAAACGAGUUUUGAGGUACAUCAAACAUCUCGGCGACGCCAAGGUUCCGUGGGACCCGGACUCGGAAUUCGCGAAGCUGGAUGCGGAUUGCCGCGCGUGGUACGAGUCUCUUCCAGCCAGUCUACAAUUUAUGCCGGAUGCAAUCUAUAUUCGAAAAGACUCCUCUCAGCUGGGAGCUCUCUGCGAGCCCCCCGCUCUUUACAAACUUCGGGCUGCUUUUGAUUUCCCACCAGAACAACAGGGAUUUCUACGUCAUUUGCAACAAGUUCUCUUUGACGCAGCGAGAACGCUGGCGUCAAUCAUUGGCGAGACUAUGCGUCACGACUCCCGGAUGCUGGCGGAUUCGUGGCUGCCAACCAUUGCUUAUGAUAGUUGUCGGAUCAUGGUCUACCACUUGACUCAAAUCCUGGACCCUCGCAUCGAGAGUACCAGACUAAUAAUGAGACAAACAGUUCCACUACUGCAAAGCAACAUAACAGCUCUAAAGGUGAUGGGAAACAUAAGCGGUAUAGCGGACUCGCUGUGUUCAGCAGCAGAAACUAUGCUCAACAGAUCCAGGAUUGAAUCCGAAGCGAUCACACAGAAUAUCGUCCCCGAUGAUCCAUAUCCGACCCAAGAGGGAGAUGAUCCAAGCGAAAGCCUCCCCGGCACCCCGGUUCAAAGUGCCCCAGACUACGUGCUCAAUCCGUUAUCGAUAUUUCGGAUGGCGCGCAAGUCUAUCCCCGAGCGACAUGCGCCUGAAAAGGCCGGCACUUCAUCUGCGCCCAACAGUGUGCUCCCGGAGUCUACUGCUGAUCCGGAUCAUCCACGCGAAGGUUCCAUCGAAGGCGGAUGUGGGCAAAGCAUCUCGAAUGAACCUGAAUUUGGCCAAGCAAGUCUUGAAGAGCUUCAGACACUCUUCAUGUCGGAUCUGGGAUGGGCGUGGCAACCGGCUGAAACUGCCGUUGGAUCGGGCAUCGAGGCAGCUGGUCUGCUUCCGUGGGCGGGAGGAUACCAGAUCACCCAGGCGGAGCCAUGGCUACCGGUAUUCCCAUUUGCGCAGCAGGAUUAA
Penicillium riverlandense is the source of this 2295-nucleotide messenger RNA. Its product is annotated as fungal specific transcription factor domain-containing protein. The annotation marks the transcript as partial. Lineage: Eukaryota; Fungi; Ascomycota; Eurotiomycetes; Eurotiales; Aspergillaceae. The record is from RefSeq and is a predicted model, not a curated record. The transcript is spliced from 8 exons. Gene Ontology annotation, cellular component: nucleus. Gene Ontology annotation, molecular function: zinc ion binding; DNA binding. Gene Ontology annotation, biological process: DNA-templated transcription.